AUGAAUUACCUAUUGGCGGUUUUAUGUAGUUGGGUUCUGCUCUAUUGUGUUGCAGUGGAUGGAAUGAUGUAUGAGGUUAUACUGAACAGCUUCGAGGCAAUGCCGCGAGAAAGGGAAGAUUUUGUGGACUACGGCACGAUUCGUUUGACGCGCAAGCAGAAAAACACCUUCAGCAUCGCUGGUUCCUUCACCGUAUUUCAAAAUGCGGGCACGGAGAUGCAGGCUCAUUGGACGAUAUACAAAAUCGAUUUCAUGGGCGCGAAGCACAAGUUCGUCGAUGGACAUGGAUCGCUAUGUCAGAUCAUUGCCAAGGACGCCACCAUAUAUCCGUCGCUGUUGGAAUCAUCGAAUCUCCCGCCGCAGGACUCCUGCCCAUUUCCAAAAGGAAACUACACGAUCUACAAUUACAUCGCGGACGAGGAGAAAUUUCCCCCAGCGUUGCCACUGAGCGAAUGGUUGAUGGAAGUGACUCUAAUGCUAGAUGGCCAACUGUGUGGUGGGUUUAGAGUCCGUUGUACCACCAAAGCAAAUCAAGCUUGA
Anopheles coustani is the source of this 540-nucleotide messenger RNA. RefSeq lists its product as uncharacterized. The coding region runs from base 1 to 540 and encodes 179 amino acids. The record is from RefSeq and is a predicted model, not a curated record. NCBI's taxonomy places the organism in Eukaryota, Metazoa, Arthropoda, Insecta, Diptera, Culicidae. The transcript is spliced from 3 exons.